UUUUUCAAAAAAAGAUACAAUCUUUUUCCACAAAAGGGGUCCCUUUUAACUAUUUCAAUAUUCAUUUUUACAUUUCAAAAUAGGUGUGUUUGCUCUCCUCUCUCUAAGUAGAACAUAUUAACAAAAGGGGUCUUUCUAACAAGUUCAAGACUCCUUUUGAAGAAAAAAGAAGGUAUAUACAUGGAGAAUAUUGAAGAAGGAUUGUUGUUGAAAGAAAGAGAGUUAGUAGUUGAAUUGAGAUGGGGAGUAAUAUGGGAGGAAGUGAAGGAGAUUGGUUACUUGGCUGGUCCAAUGAUAGUUGUGACACUUUCACAGUAUUUGUUGCAAACAAUAUCAUUGAUGAUGGUUGGUCAUUUAAGUGAACUUUCUCUAUCAAGUACUGCCAUUGCUGUUUCUAUUGCUGGUGUCACUGGCUUCAGCUUUCUUUUGGGAUUGGCCAGUGCACUAGAAACUCUAUGUGGACAAGCUUUCGGAGCCAAGCAAUAUCAAAGACUUGGUACUCAAACAUACACGGGCGUGUUCUCUCUCUUGCUUGUUUGCAUUCCCCUCGCAGUUCUAUGGAUGUACGUGGGAAAAUUGCUUACUUACAUCGGGCAAGAUCCUCAGAUUUCUCAUGAAGCCGGAAAGUUCAUUAAGUGGCUGAUUCCUGCUCUCUUUGCUUACGCGACUCUUCAGCCACUUAUUCGGUACUUUCUAAUGCAAAGUAUGAUUGUUCCAAUGCUCGUAAGCUCUUGCAUUACGAUAUGCUUCCACAUACCUCUGUCUUGGGUGCUAGUGUUUAGCUCUGGCUUAGCUAAUAUCGGCGCAGCAGUGGCUAUUGGUAUAUCGAUGUGGUUGAAUGUCAUAAUCCUUGCUUCGUACAUGAGGUGGUCUCCUGCUUGCGCAAAAACUCGCGCACCACUGUCAUGGGAGACCGUCGAAGGAAUGAAAGAGUUCUUUCAGUUGGCUAUCCCUUCUGCUAUCAUGAUUUGUCUUGAGUGGUGGUCGUUUGAGCUGCUCAUCUUACUAUCUGGACUAUUGCCGAAUCCCCAGCUUGAAACUUCAGUACUGUCUGUAUGCCUGAAUACUAUUUCUACUUUUUAUGCAAUUCCAUUUGGUCUCGCUGGUGCUGUAAGCACUCGAGUUUCUAAUCAAUUAGGAGCUGGAAAUCCUCAAGGAGCUCGUGUAUCUGCUGUUUCCGUAAUGCUAGUUGCAGCAACAGAGACAAUACUAGUAAGCACAAGUUUAUUUGCUUGUCGAAACAUUUUUGGCUACGUUUUCAGCAACGAGAAGGAAGUUGUGGACUACGUCGCAAACAUGGCUCCCCUUCUAUGUCUAUCGGUCUUAACCGACAGCUUUCAAGGAACCCUUUCAGGUGUCGCGAGGGGAUGUGGUUGGCAGCAUAUCGGAGCCUAUGUCAAUCUUGCUUCAUUUUAUCUCUGCGGAAUUCCUAUCGCUGCUUCAUUAGCUUUUUGGCUCCACCUUCGCGGAGAAGGCCUGUGGAUCGGGAUACUUUGUGGUGCAGUUAUGCAAACUAUUCUACUCAGUGUGAUAACAUGCUGCACAAAUUGGAAAAAACAAGCUGCAAUGGCAAGGGAGAGGCUUCAUGCUGAUGAAAACUCAUCAACAGAUAACACGCUAAUGUAAAUGAGAGGUUCCAAUUUUGUGAAUUUUUUCGACGAUUUUAUGCACUUUUUAGACCACGGUCUAAAGGAUUUCUUUCGAGCAAAUUAAAAAGUAAGAUUCACGAUCUAAAAUUUUAUAAGUUAUUGUGUUGCAUUUGUAUUGCUCAA
Messenger RNA from Capsicum annuum, 1772 nucleotides. Its product is annotated as protein DETOXIFICATION 12. Gene Ontology annotation, molecular function: antiporter activity; xenobiotic transmembrane transporter activity. The coding region runs from base 181 to 1626 and encodes 481 amino acids. Gene Ontology annotation, biological process: xenobiotic detoxification by transmembrane export across the plasma membrane. The record is from RefSeq and is a predicted model, not a curated record. Lineage: Eukaryota; Viridiplantae; Streptophyta; Magnoliopsida; Solanales; Solanaceae. Gene Ontology annotation, cellular component: membrane. The transcript is spliced from 6 exons.